Messenger RNA from Encephalitozoon cuniculi GB-M1, 756 nucleotides. RefSeq names its product phosphatidylinositol transfer protein. Gene Ontology annotation, biological process: phospholipid transport. The transcript has a single exon. Lineage: Eukaryota; Fungi; Microsporidia; Unikaryonidae. The record is from RefSeq and is marked provisional. The coding region runs from base 1 to 756 and encodes 251 amino acids.
AUGGGAAAGAUCGAGAAGAUAUAUGUGACGGUUCUUCCUAUGACCACCGACGAGUAUGCAGUGGGGCAUCUACACACCGUUUCGUCGAUGACAGAGUCGGAAAACGCCGGAGACCUGCGGGUGGAGCUGGUGGGGGCAGAGCGUACUGUUCAUGAAACCCUUGGGAAGGUAAACAAGACGCAUAAGAUAAUGUACUUGAAGCCCAGAUUCCCAAGAGUGCUUCACAGCCUUAUUCCGGAGGAUGCAUGCAUAGUCGAGGAAAUCUCAUACAAUGCCUACACCAGAUACCACACGUUCUACAGGAACAGGUACUUCUCGAGCGACACGUUCAACAUGGUCUUCAACACAAUCAACAGGGACGGGGCAGAAAUACUCGAGAAUCCAUUUGGAUACGACCCGGAGCACAUCAAUCAGAUAGAGAGAAUCAGCCUGGACCUUCAUGCAGCCCCUGUAAACCCUGCAUUCGACCCCUCCGUCUAUUACCACGAAGAGAGCGGCCGCGGAAGGCUGGACGAGAACUGGGUGGAGACAUACAAAAGCAGAGGGAUGCCGAUGAUGGUAUCAUACAAGCACCUGACUGUUGAGAUAAACAACUAUAUGAUGGGGUGGGUUUCAGCAGAGAUAGAGAAGGUCAUGAGGGGUGUUAUAACGUCUAUCCAGCAGAGGAUAUUCUGCACAAUGGAUAAAUGGUAUGGAAGGAAUAAUAUAGACAGGACCCAAGAAGAGGAUCAAGAGGAUGGAAAUUUUAUUGAAUGA